Messenger RNA from Onychostoma macrolepis, 2422 nucleotides. It is a transcript of the gene fam78aa, whose product is annotated as family with sequence similarity 78 member Aa. The transcript is spliced from 2 exons. Bases 736 to 1524 code for a protein of 262 amino acids. The record is from RefSeq and is a predicted model, not a curated record. NCBI's taxonomy places the organism in Eukaryota, Metazoa, Chordata, Actinopteri, Cypriniformes, Cyprinidae.
UAAAAAAAGACCAACAGCUGAAGUAUUGUAUUACACCAGAGGAACCUGACUAGCCUAUAACAGGACUAGGGCGACACAAAGUAACCCGACUGGUCAAGCUCUUUAUAUCUCUCAGAUAUGACGCGGAAAUUAAGAGCACCGACAUUUGGUUUGCCAUUAGAAAUUUUGGUCUCAAGUCAUGCCAGAAGACACAGCGUGAAGUUCGACCUGUAACGGGACUGUGGAUUUAAACUUCAAGUAAUGUUGCUUGUUCUUCUUGUCAUCAUGAAGGACCUUUUUAAUUAUGAAGCGACUCGAUGGCUUAAGACUGUUGACUGGAGCGCAGCGUAACAGGUCGUAAUGCCGCACUAUUGGACGGUACCUGUCAGGUGCUACUUAUUAGAUACUUCUGCUUUUAAAUCAAAGGCACGUAUGAGCUGACAUGUAUUUUAACCAGCCAGCACGAUAUAGUUAUUUAUUAAUUUAAAUUUAAAUUUAUUAUAAUAGCUAUAAGAUUGAAUAUGUAAGGUUUAUAUUGUUAUAUAUAGCUUGACUGAAGGAAGGGAAAGACCUGGGAUUUAUUAAUGCUGUAUUAAGAGAUUAAGACAUGUGAAAUGAUUCAUUAUGCUGACAUGCCAGGAAUCAUGUCAUAGCACUGUGACCACAGACUUGAGCCCCUUUUCUCUCAUCAUGAAUGUUACUGCUUCAUCUGGUUACUGAUGGGUGUUUGUGCUGCCAGUCUAAAGAGGCUCCACCAUGGGAUGUGUACAGAGUGUAAAACUCAAGCCAAGUUUUCAUGAGAACAUCACAGUCCUGGAACUGCAAGCCUCCAUUGAUCCCAGUCCGACUGUUAUCGAUGAGUCAUCUAAUGUGGUUCUGCGAUACCGCACGCCUUACUUCAGGGCAUCAGCUCAGGUGCAGGUGCCACCCAUGCUUUGCAAAGAGAUCUGGACCGUCGGCUGGAUCCAGGCUUGCAAUCAAAUGGAUUUCUUCAAUAUAUAUGGGAAUGAAGGAGCAUCCAGCUGGGAGCUCCCAGAGCUGAAAUGUGGGCAGAUCCAGGCCAUUAGUGAUUCAGAUGGUGUGAAUUACCCCUGGUACGGCUGCACCACUGAGAUGUACACAAUAGUGGGUCCCACUAAGAAGAACACCAAACUCACCGUCAGCAUGAAUGACAACUUCUGCCCAAGUGUGACGUGGAGUGUCCCAGUGGGCACCACCAGCAGUCCCCCUCUCCUGAGCUCCAUCCAAAGGGACCAGCGCUUCACCACAUGGCUUGUGGCCAUGAACGAAACCACAGCUGAGAUGGUGCUACUCCGAACCAUCCGCUGGAGGGUGCAGCUCUGCAUUAAAGUGGAUCCACUGAAGCCUCUGGGUCAAAGAGCCACAGUUGUGGAGCCACUGAUCCAGGAACAGCCUCAAGUCCUAGUUAAAAAUGAACCCAUCCCAACAAACGCCUUGCUUAAGCCUAAUGCCAAUGAUGCCCAGGUUCUAAUGUGGCGGCCUAGAAAUGGGGAGCCCAUUGUGGUUAUACCCCCAAAAUACUGAUCCCAUGAAGGAUAUUUUCUUCCAAUUUGAAUUGAAAUGAUUCAGUAAUGCUCGGUUAAAUGAAAAAUGGCAUGGAGUGAGUGAGAAUAACAGUCAACAGGAUUACUGAUUUAACGUUUUAAAGGAACAAAUGUAUUAUUUGUGUAUUUAGGCUGUUUGAAAGGAUAGUCAACCUAAAAAUGAAAAUUAUCUCAUCAUUUCCUCAACCUCAAGUUAUUCCAAACCUGUAUGACAUUUCUUUUGUGCAUACAAAAGAAGAUAUUUUGAAAAAUGCUGGUAACCAUGCAGUUUUGAGUCCCAUUGACUUCCAUAGUAUUUAUUUAUUUUUUAUCCAUGAAACCAUUUGGUUACCAACAUGCUUCAAUAACUUUUGCUUUCCAUAGAAGAAAGACAAUGCAUACAGGUUCGGAACAACACGAGGAACAUCAUUUUUGGGUGGACUGUCCCUUUAAGGGCACACAUUUAUCAUAUUGUGUAUUGUUUUGUUUUUAAAUAUUUUUAAUAUUUGUAAUUUGUAAGACAAAACUGUGUGUGGCCUUUGCAUACUUGGCUAUGGACUGAAAUGUGGCCUUAUGAAACCUACUAUAAACAAGACUGAAAUCGAUCGUUCACACAGUAUGAAUCGAUCAUUAAAUGUAUAGUGGAGGUAUAUUUAUUUUUAAUCUGGCGUGGCCAAUGUUUUACAAACAAAUGUUGCCUUUUAUUUUGUGCAAUUACAGGAAACACAUUUGAAAACGUAACUUGUGUCCGUGGCAUCUUACAGGAUGUUCUGUGAACUAGAACUGUGAAUAAUUUAGUUGUCUUCUCAUGUUUUAAGAGGCAGCUUUUACUUCAUCUCAUUUUUAGACUGGGAGAACCUUAAGGAAACUCUACAAUAAAAUCAGUGUGUAACAAUAAA